Lithohypha guttulata is the source of this 1932-nucleotide messenger RNA. RefSeq names its product Autophagy protein 22 (gene ATG22). Bases 1 to 1932 code for a protein of 643 amino acids. The transcript is spliced from 2 exons. Lineage: Eukaryota; Fungi; Ascomycota; Eurotiomycetes; Chaetothyriales; Trichomeriaceae. The record is from RefSeq and is a predicted model, not a curated record. Gene Ontology annotation, biological process: amino acid transmembrane export from vacuole.
AUGGUCCCGCGAAACGACCAGCAAUUCUUUCACAAUGCACGACCGUCCCUGCCGCGAACACAAUCGAAGAACUCCCAUCAGAGUCUGAUCUCUCCAACUCCAUCAGUUGACGGAGACGAUGAACAAUCGGACGACGAUCUAGAAGACGACUACGACGAGGACGAUUCCCUUACUGGUACAGACCCAACAACAGACGCAGAGAUGGGUCCGCAACCACAUCAAGAUGAAGAUACUCGCGAAACCUCAAAGAAGGAGCUUGCAGGCUGGUAUUCAUAUGGCUGGGCCGCCGAAGUCUUCGCCAUAUGCGCUAUGGGUUCAUUCUUGCCCAUGACUCUCGAGCAAUUGGCUAGAGAUCAGGGAGUGCUACUACGCGACGGGAAGACACCAUGCAAAACAAGCUUUCCCAACACACCCUCCUUGAUGAGCGCACCUAGAAGACAUGAGCUGCCAGCUUGUAUCGUGCGAAUCGGUCAUCUACAGAUUAACACGGCUAGUUUUGCCAUGUAUACUUUCUCACUCAGUGUCCUGCUGCAAAGCCUAUUGAUAGUCUCCAUGUCAGCAGCGGCCGACCAUGGCAGAUUUCGCAAGACCUUUUUAUUGGUGUUUGCUUUUACUGGCGCUGUUGCACUGAUGCUUUUCCUUCCAGUGGUGCCCAAAGUCUAUCUCCUGGGAGCUUUGCUUGCCAUGGUUGCAAAUACCUGCUUUGGCGCCUCCUUUGUGCUGCUUAAUUCCUUCCUCCCCGUCCUGGUGCGACAUCACCCUUCACUCGCUGCUAGCGAUCAACCUCGAGAGACAGAUUCGUUGUUGGAUGCCAGUCAAGAACAUUACUAUGACGAUACUGGCUCGUCUGCCGGCUCGACUACUACCUUUGAGCACCACAACGCAUCGGAUGCUACAACACCUAUAGCGCCGAAAUCACCAGCAGUGUCAGCGGAGAUGAGGCUAUCUACACGCAUCUCUGCGAAUGGCAUCGGUAUUGGGUAUAUCGCCGGUUUGAUAGUGCAGGUAGGAGGGAUUCUGGUUGUGGCACUGACUGGAUCCACUACCUUCUCAUUGAGACUGGUUCUCUUCAUCGUUGGCUUGUGGUGGCUUGUCUUUAGCAUUCCAGCAGCCCUGUGGUUGAGGCCACGACCUGGUCCACCCCUACCACCGCACUUACAAGGUUGGACAGGCUACGUCAGAUAUUCGUGGGGCUCGCUUUACAAGACUCUGCGUCAGGCGAAGAAGUUACGCGACAUGAUGACCUUUUUGGCAGCAUGGUUCUUACUCAGUGAUGCCAUAGCCUCGAUCAGUGGCACGGCUAUUCUGUUCGCAAAGACCAACUUGGGCAUGAAACCAACACAGCUGGCGCUAAUCAGUGUACUAGGCACCGUAUCAGGCUGUCUAGGAGCUUUCUAUUGGUCAAGAUUUUCCCGCUAUUGGGGAUGGAGGGCAUCGCGAACCAUUGUUGCGUGUGUAUGUCUUUUGGAGAUCAUCCCUCUAUACGGUGUUCUAGGCUUCAUUCCAGCUGUCAGGAAUGCUGGCUUUGGGCUGCAACAACCUAUUGAGAUAUAUUGUUUAGGAGUGAUAUACGGCCUUGUACUCGGUGGUCUCUCAAGUUACUGCAGAGCAGUUUUCGGAGAAUUGAUUCCUCCUGGAUUUGAAGCGUCCUUUUACAGUUUGUACGCAAUCACCGACAAGGGCUCAAGCGUGUUCGGACCCGCCGUUAUAGGCGCCAUAACAGAUCGAUACGGCGAUAUUCGACCAGCGUUUGUGUUUCUGGCGAUCCUGGUCUUCCUUCCUCUGCCACUUCUUCUACUGGUUGACGCCGAUAGAGCAAAGGUGGAUGCAGCUGCUAUGGCCCUCGAAUUAGCAGGUGGGCAGAAUCAAUAUGCUAGAUCAAGGCCCGGUGUUCCCGCUUCGGGAUUUCCGGAAGAGGGUGACGAAAGAUAG